Molecule: messenger RNA, 3530 nt
Organism: Myxocyprinus asiaticus (Chinese sucker)
Lineage: Eukaryota; Metazoa; Chordata; Actinopteri; Cypriniformes; Catostomidae
Product: transmembrane emp24 domain-containing protein 5-like
Exons: 4
Coding region: 75-752 (225 amino acids)
Biological process (GO): Golgi organization; intracellular protein transport; endoplasmic reticulum to Golgi vesicle-mediated transport
Cellular component (GO): COPII-coated ER to Golgi transport vesicle; Golgi apparatus; endoplasmic reticulum
Source: RefSeq, a predicted model, not a curated record
AGUUACAACAUUCCCAACUCGUUUUGUGAGCUGUCCCAAACAGCUGCUGAAGUUGACAGAAGCGCAGCUUUUUGAUGUGGUGGAGCAUGGAGGUUUUGACAGUGUGUGUCGCGUUUUCAUCAUUGUUUGUGUCAGUAAUCAACGCUUUCUCUCAGUCUCUGGACAGUGACUUUACUUUCACUCUACCAGCCGGACGCAAAGAAUGCUUCUUCCAGAGCAUGAAGAAAGACGCUUCACUAGAGAUCGAGUAUCAGGUUUUAGAUGGAGCGGGUCUAGAUGUGGACUUCUUCUUGCAUUCACCCAACGGCCACGUUCUGGCCUUUGACCACAGAAAGUCUGAUGGGGUUCACACAGUGGAAACAGAGGAGGGAGACUACAUGUUCUGUUUUGAUAACACAUUCAGUGCCGUUUCUGAGAAAAUUAUCUUCUUUGAGCUGAUUUUGGACAAUAUGGAUGAUGGCGAGGAAUCGGAGGACUGGAAAGCAUAUGUGCAGGGAGCGGAUCUUCUGGACAUGAAACUAGAGGACAUCAUGGACACCAUCAACAGUGUGAAAGCUCGUCUGGGCAAGAGUCUCCAGAUCCAGACAGUACUGAGAGCCUUCGAGGCACGUGACCGCAACCUGCAAGAAAGCAACUACGAACGGGUCAACAUGUGGUCAUGUACAAACCUUGUCGUCAUGGUGAUCGUAUCCGGGGUUCAGGUCUACUUGCUGCGCAGCCUUUUCGACGACAAGAGGAAAGCGCGCACAUAGCCUCGCCCACUGCAAGACACAAAACACACACACGUAAAUCUCUCUAUUUCUCUGUCAAACUCCCUUAACUCAGUUCCUCCCAUCAAAGUGUCCUUGAGCUGAUGAUAGCAGGAAUCUCUCUCCUCCUUCCCCUCCUUUUAUCCGUCUUGCCUUGUUGUGAUGAAGACAAUCAUUUUCUACUCUUCACGAGUCAGGAACUCUGGUGCCGAUAAAAUGAGAGAUUCAAGUGGAUCUCUAAGCUGCUGCUGCUGAACUCUUCCAGGCACUGAUGAGGUUAUACUCUUAUAUUUUUUAAGAACUAGGCUUAAUAUUUUGAUAUUACACAGAUGUGAAGUGUUUGUGAGAAGUAGUGAUGUAUGAUUAAAAUAUGAAAUGUUUUGAAUGCAUUUUUUUGUACGUUAACCACACCCUAUGCCCAAUUUCUGUUUGUUUACCUGUCUGUCACUGAUAAGGCAAGCCGCACCCACAUUGCUAUGACCUUUUUCUUGUGAACUUUUCUUUAACACAUACACAUACUAUGCCAACUUAACAUGGCCAUUCUUAGAAGCCCCGAUCUGUGCCAUCCUCUCGCACAUAGGCAAGAGUUACUGGUCAGCAGAGCUGAGAUUGGGCCAGGCAGAAUGUGGAGUAAGUAAAAGGCCUUUGAGCUCUAUAAAUCACGGAUACAUGACCUGGUAAUGACAGCAGCAGCAGCUCAAUCCCUCAUCCUUCAGUGACAGUGGGGUUUUCUUACAGCAGCCGGGCAGGGGGCAGCCUGAUAGACCUAUGCAUUGGCUUCGGUGUGGGGUUAAAGGAAUAUUCUGGGUUCAAUACAAGUGAAUCUCAAUCGAAAGCAUUUGUGGCAUAAUGUUGAUUACCACAAUCCUCCUUUUCUUUUAAAAUAAGCAAAAAUCGAGGUUACAGUGAGGCACUUACAAAUGGAAGUGAAUGGGGACAAUGUUUGGAGGGUUUAAAAGCAGAAAUGUGAAGCUUAUAAUUUUAUAAAAGCACUUACAUUAAAUCUUCUGUUAAAACUCAUGUAUUAUUUGAGCUGUAAAGUUGUUUAUCAUCAUGAAACUUUUGAAAAAGUGAGUAUUUUUAUGUUCAAAAAUUGUCCCCAUUUACUUCCAUUGUAAGUGCCUCACUGUAACUUCAGUUUUUGCUUUUUUUUAAAGAAAAGGAGGGACGAGUUGAAAUAAAUUUUUGUGGUAAUCAACAUUAUGUCACAAAUGCUGUCAGUUGAGAUUAACUUGUAUUGAACCCGGAAUAUUCCUUUAAAGUUUAUUCUGAGGCUGGAUUCCUCAAAGAUUGGUGAAUUUGGCUCCUGAUAUAGAUGAACUGGUGUUCUGUGAAGGCUGUGAAUUUGAUUAAAAUGUUUUUAGUGCUUAUUGCCUUGUUUCAGCACAGGAACACUUGGGUGAACUAUGCAGUUUGUAUGAACUAUGCAGCUUCUAAAAAUCUUAAUUUGUGUUCUGCAGAAGAAAGAAAGUCAUACACGUCUGGGAUGGCAUGAGAGUGAGUAAAUGAUGAGAUAAUUUUCAUUUUGGGUGAACUAUUCCUUUAAGGAACGAAUAUUUUGCCGUGUUGUGUUCUUUGUAUGGUGACAGUCAGGCUACUUCUGUGUUCUUACUACGCCAACCAUCUUCCAGAGUUAUUUGGCCUUUGGGGAGCCAUACACACAGAAACAAUAAAUUAAGUUUACUGCAUUGAGUGGUCUUUUGAUCAAAUCACCCUCAUUUGUGCUUUUAAAUUUGAUUCUGGGUUUAUAGUAGUUGCACUGUUUUCAGUGCCCAGUCGCAAAAGGCCAGUUCAAGUCCGAUAUUUCUCAUGUGAUUUUAAUUCCUGGCUAAAUAAAAUGCCAUCAUUUAACACGUGGAUUUAUGUUAAAGGAAUAUUCUGGGUUCAAUACAAGUUAAGCUCAAUCGACAGCAUUUGUGACAAUGUUGAUUACCACAGAAUUAAUUUCGACUCGUCCCUCAUAUUCUUCUAAAUCUGGGUUACAGUGAGACACAAUGAAAGUGAAUGGGGCCAAUCCGUAAACAUAAAAAUACUCACUUUUUCAAGAGUAUAGCCACGAGAAUUAAACAAUAUACAUGCUAACAUGAUUUCAGUGUGAUAAACGUAUCGCUUGCUAACCUUUUCUGUGUACUAUUAGCCUAUAUCCAGUUUUACAACUUCGUUGUCAUGACACAACACCAUAAAACCUAAAACGACUGCAAAAAGGACAAAUUUAAACAACUUAAAGGAUCAAAUAAUGCACAAGUUUUAACAGAAAUUUAAUGUAUGUGCUUUUAUAAAAUUAUACAGUAAGCUUCACAUUUCUGCAUUUAAACCCUCCAAAAUUUGGCUCAUUCACUUCCAUUGUAAGUGUCUCACUGUGACCUCGAAUUUUGCAUUUUGUUAGAUGUCAAAAGUAUUUUUUGUGGUAAUCAACAUUAUGGCACAAAUGCUGUAGAUUGAGCUUAAUUUGUACUAAACCCGGAAUAUUCCUUUAAAUUUAGGUUAAGAGUCUAUGGUUGCACUCUUCCACAGAAAGUUUCUCAUUGAAUUCUCAUUCUAAUCCCAUGUUGCCACCUAGUGGCUUUAUCAGUGCAAACUGACAUUUGUCAAUUAUGUCAACAGAGCUAUUAAAGUGAAGCAAUUAUAAGCGAAGUAUCUUUAAACAUUGUCUGAAAAAUAAUUGUCAGAAGGGUUUAUUUUAUUUUAAAUGUCAGUGUUGCAAGUUGAUCUGUGUUGUAAAGCUCCAAGUUUUUUCCAAGUUAAAUCUUCCUCACCUCCCGAUUUAAAAGGGAUAGUUCA